Molecule: messenger RNA, 4256 nt
Organism: Oryzias melastigma (Indian medaka)
Lineage: Eukaryota; Metazoa; Chordata; Actinopteri; Beloniformes; Adrianichthyidae
Product: ankyrin repeat and BTB/POZ domain-containing protein BTBD11-A
Exons: 17
Coding region: 541-3621 (1026 amino acids)
Cellular component (GO): nucleosome
Molecular function (GO): structural constituent of chromatin; DNA binding; protein heterodimerization activity
Source: RefSeq, a predicted model, not a curated record
GGAUUCAGCUCAGUUCGGUUAAGUCACCUUAUGGAGUAAUUGACUUAAAGAUGGAGUGAUUUUAUGAUGAGGGGAUGCUGAUGGUUGGAUUUUUGCGCACAAACCCGCAGAACGCACCAGAGGAGUCUGCGUCAAGACAAAACCCCGCAUGGAGGAACGCUCGCGCGUCUCCAGCUGUGCGCUCGUGUUUCCCCGCACCCGCCACUUUCUGCUGCGGGUCCUUCCCUCCUGUCAGUCACAGCUGACUGAGGCGCGGAUUGGUGUCGCGCGGCCCCGCAGCGCGCAGGCUCCUCCUCUCCGCCGGAGCCCUGCCUGCGCUGCGCUUGUUGCAGAGAGCGCGGAAGGUUUGUGCGCUCUCGGAGGAACGCAGAUGAAGUUGUAGGGUGGAGGAUUUGGAGGACAUCCAGGCUGCCGGAGGAGGAGAAAACUGGAUUUGUAAGUUGUUUUGGAGCCAGCAGAAAGUGUCGGAGACAUCCGGACGAGUUUGUGGCGUUUGACUGACUGGGAGACCACGCAUACCCAACAGUAUGCGGUGCAGUUAUGGCAGGCAAGGGUAACACAGUCGUGAGGACGCUGGAGGAUUUAACGCUUGACUCUGGUUAUGGUGGAGCCGCGGACUCGGUCAGGUCGUCUAGCGUGUCGCUGUGCUGCUCCGACACGCAUCCGUCCUUCGCGCAUGGGGGCAACUGCUGGCAUCUGACGGAAUCCAUGCACAGCAGACACAACAGUUUGGACACGGUCAACACCGUCCUGGCGGAGGACACGGAGAUCCUGGAGUGCGCGGGCCACUGCGCCAAGCUGCCCGAGCUGGAGGACGCGCCGUGGAGCCUCGGCGAGGUGGAGGGCGCGCUGAGGAAGGACGAGGAGCUGAUGGUGGGCGACCCGCCGCCGGAGUUCCUGGCGCGCCUGUCGGCGCUCAUCAGCCGCGCGCUGGUGCGCGUGGCGCGCGAGGCGCAGCGGCUCAGCCUGCGCUACGCCAAGUGCACCAAGCACGAGAUCCAAAGCGCCGUGAAGAUCGUGCUCUCGUGGACCAUCUCCGUCAACUGCAUCACGGCGGCUCUCAGCGCGCUGUCGCUCUACAACAUGAGCACCGGCGACAAGUUCAGCCGGGGCAAGUCCGCGCGCUGCGGGCUGGUCUUCUCCGUGGGCAAGUUCUUCAGGUGGAUGGUGGACAGCCGGGUGGCCCUGCGCAUCCACGAGCACGCAGCCAUCUACCUGGCCGCCUGCAUGGAGAGCCUGGUCAGGGAGGUGUUCAGCCGCGUGCUGCGCAGCGCGCUGGUGGAGAGGGACAACGGGGUCCCCAAGUUCACGCUGGAGUCCAUGGAGCAGGCGAUCAACAGCGACUCGGAGAUCUGGGGUCUGCUGCAGCCCUACCAGCACCUCAUCUGUGGCAAGAACUCCAGCGGAGUGCUGAGCCUGCCGGAGAGUUUGAACCUUCACCGGGACCAGCAGCGCUCGGGGAGGGGCGGCGAGAGUCACGGAUACACCCAGGCUGAGCUCCGGACCCUGGAGCAGUCGCUGCUCGCUACCCGGGUGGGCAGCAUCGCAGAACUCAGUGAUCUGGUUACCAGGGCGAUGCAUCACCUCCAGCCUCUGCACAUCAAGAACCCCAGCAACGGGACUCCGGUCCACCAGAAGACCCCGCCCACGGUGCACUGGGAGCCCGAGGCCCUCUACACCCUGUGUUACUUCAUGCACUGCCCACAGAUGGAAUGGGAGAACCCCAAUGUGGAACCCUCCAAAGUCACCUUACAAACUGAGAGGCCGUUUCUGGUGCUGCCCCCCCUGAUGGAGUGGAUCCGGGUGGCGGUGGCCCACACCGAACAUCGGCGGAGCUUUUCCGUGGACAGCGAUGACGUACGGCAGGCGGCGAGGCUCCUGCUUCCCGGCGUGGACUGUGAACCUCGACAGAUAAAAGCGGAGGAUUGUUUCUGCGCCACCAGGAAGCUGGACGCCGCCUCCACAGAGGCCAAGUUCCUGCAGGACCUGGGAUUCAGGAUGCUCAACUGCGGACGCACCGACCUGGUCAAGCAGGCCGUCAACCUACUGGGACCCGACGGCAUCAACAGCAUGAGCGAACAGGGCAUGACCCCCCUCAUGUAUGCCUGCGUCCGCGGGGACGAGGCCAUGGUCCAGAUGCUGCUGGACGCCGGCGCCGACAUCAACAGCGAGGUGCCCAGCACAGUAAACAAGCACCCCUCAGUUUAUCCUGAAACGCGCCAGGGGACGCCACUCACUUUCGCCGUGUUACACGGACACGUCCCCGUCGUGCAGCUGCUGCUGGACAACAGAGCGAACGUGGAGGGCGCCCUGCAGGAUGGGGCGGAGAACUACACCGAGACGCCGCUACAGCUCGCCGCUGCGGCAGGAAACUUUGAGCUGGUGAGCUUGCUUCUGGAACGAGGGGCCGACCCGCUCAUCGGUACCAUGUGUCGAAACGGCAUCUCCUCGGCUCCUCUGGGAGACAUGAACUCGUUCAGCUUGGCAGCAUCGCAUGGCCACAGGAAUGUCUUCCGGAAGCUUCUCUCCAGCUCCGAGAAGGAGAAGGGGGACGUUCUGUCUCUGGAGGAGAUCCUGGCCGAGGGUUCGGAUCCCGCCGAGAAGAGGCUGGCCCCCCAGGCCAACUGCGGAGGGACCCUGCGAACAGGAAAGGCCAGACUGAGGGCCCUGAGAGAGGCCAUGUACCAUAGUGCAGAGCAUGGCCAUGUGGACAUCACCAUAGACAUCCGCAGCUUAGGCGUUCCCUGGACGCUGCACACCUGGCUGGAGUCCCUGCGCACCAGCUUCAUCCAGAACCGCCGGCCGCUGAUCCAGGGCCUGCUCAAAGACUUCAGCUGCAUCCAGGAGGACGAGUACACGGAGGAGCUGAUCACGCACGGCCUGCCGCUCAUGUUCCAGAUCCUCCGAUCCAGCAAGAACGAGGUGAUCAGCCAGCAGCUGUCGGUCAUCUUCACGCAGUGUUACGGGCCCUUCCCCAUCCCAAAGCUGACCGAGAUCAAGAGGAAGCAGACGUCCCGCCUGGACCCUCAUUUCCUGAACAACAAGGAGAUGUCUGACGUCACCUUCCUGGUUGAGGGGAAACCCUUUUAUGCACACAAAGUUCUACUCUUUACAGCGUCACCCAGGUUCAAGACCCUGCUCCAGAACAGACCGGCAGCAGAAAACACCUGCAUCGAGAUCAGCCACGUCAAAUACAACAUUUUCCACCUGGUCAUGCAGUAUCUGUACUGUGGAGGCACCGAGACUUUGCACAUCCGCAACACAGAAGUCAUGGAGCUCCUGUCUGCAGCCAAAUUCUUCCAGCUAGAAGCCCUACAGAGACACUGUGAGAUCAUCUGCUCCAAGAACAUCACCACCGAAACCUGCGUGGACCUUUACAAGCACGCCAAAUUCCUUGGUGCCUCUGAACUGACGGCUUUCAUCGAGGGCUACUUCCUGAAGAAUAUGGUGCUCCUGAUUGAACUGGACGGCUUUAAGCAGCUCCUGUACGAGCCCGCACCUCCCGAGAGCCCCGCGUCCAGCCCGGGCAUUUGCUCCGACAUCCUCCUGGACCUGGAGAAGACUUUAGCCACUCGCAUCCACUCCAUCCACCUUUCCACGUCCAAAGGCUCCGUCGUGUGACCCUCCGAUUAGGCAUCCGCCUCCCCCAAAACCCCCCAAAGCCGAGGCAGAAUUUUAAGAAGUUUCAAUGCCAGAAGUUCCCUUUAAGUCUGCAGCUGCCUGAGGGUGAAUGUCGGCAUUUGUGAGGAGGCCCUUUCCACGUUCACCUCCAUGAGUUCAGAAAAUUUCUAUUUCAUAACUGCAUGGAAGACACACUUUUUUCACUCAGAUUAGGAAUUUUAACUUUGCAGCUUCGUCAUUAUCAUCUGUGGCGCCAGAAACAGAGCGGACGCCAUCCGCCGGCCUGAAUUGAAUCCAACUAUACAACCAACAGACGUGAUUAGUAGCAAUGCCAGCAGGCAGACCUUUAGGAGGACGUUUCAUCUUCUGUGUCGGACGCUUUUCACUGUGUUAUAUCUACUGUGUGCAGAGGCCAAACGGAUCACAGGAACUUCCAGCACUCAUUCAACUCCACACGUUUUGCAGAAAUCUAUGCUGAUUUAUGCUUGGGAAAAAAAAAAUCAACGAGACGGGCUCUUUGUUUUUGCAUGAAGCCCUCUCCCGUUGGCUCCUCCCAUUUUUUUGGAGAACUCACUGCUCUGUAGCCGCACUGCAGAUGGAAGCGGGAAUAGGGUUCAAGCAACGUGUAAAUAUGU